AUGACAGUGGAUUUCAACGGGAAGAUGGAUGCCAUGUACACUGACUUGAAUGGCAAAAUCGAAGCCCUGAGCACUUAUACCAAUAAGUUAGAAACUCUUGCUGCACGGACUUUUGGAGUUGUGAAGAAACGAGAAGGGUGUAAUGUCAUUUUGAUUAGAGAUGGAGAUAAUGUGUGGGAGGAGGAAACAAGUGAAGAUGAUGAAACCGCACUUGCACAGCAGAUGUCGCUCAACACUAUCUCAAGGGGUCGAUCGACACUGACACCAGUUCUCAUGGAUUCGGCUCCUGAUGGACCAAUAUCGACUGCGAUCGACACCACCGUAUCAACACCAGAUCACAGUGUCGAUCGACACCUUCCCUGUGGCGAUCGACACCCCUUACAGACAGAACCAGAUUUUCUUGAAACUCUGCGACCAUCUACAGAAAAGAUCUACAAGCCUAAGGUUCCUUUUCCAAGGCCUAGGAAGUCUAAACAGGAGAUGGAGGAACCUCGAUUCAAGGCAAUGAUGGCAAAGGUGAUAAAUGAGAUACGUUUAGAUCAUGCAUAUCGGGAUUCACCUAUGCUUAAGCGAUGUGUUAAGAGGAUGGUCCAAAAUGACGUGAGCCCUGAGGAAGGAGCUUUGCUGGCUAGAGACAUGGGUGCCAUCUUCUUGAAACAGACCCCACAGAGUAUCAACUUGAUACCAUACUCUGUUGCUGUGAGACUUGGGAUGACAGAUUUCAAGCUGACUAGGAUCUCUCUUAUCCUAGCUAAUAAGUCCAAAAGAAUUCCCGAAGGUGUUUUAGAGGAUGUUCUAAUAAGGAUUGGUGAAUGCAUAAUUCUUAUAGACUUUUUGGUUUUUAAGUAUAGCGAAGAACCUUUGAAUCCUCUUAUCCUUGGGAGAUCUUUCUUAGCUACCGCUGGUGCUCUUAUAGAUGUUUUAGAAAGGAAUGAUUGGACUGCAUGUGGGUGA
Molecule: messenger RNA, 954 nt
Organism: Capsella rubella
Lineage: Eukaryota; Viridiplantae; Streptophyta; Magnoliopsida; Brassicales; Brassicaceae
Exons: 2
Coding region: 1-954 (317 amino acids)
Source: RefSeq, a predicted model, not a curated record